Molecule: messenger RNA, 4948 nt
Organism: Spodoptera exigua (beet armyworm)
Lineage: Eukaryota; Metazoa; Arthropoda; Insecta; Lepidoptera; Noctuidae
Source: the annotation of a GenBank genome assembly
AAUUUAGUUCAGUCAUUCAGUGCGGUCGGUCAGUAAUUCUGAUUUGCGGUGAAUAGUGGGUAACGUUGAGUUUAUUAAUUUUAUCAAGGAAAUACGAGUUGAGUCGGUGUAAAUAACAAUAGCAGCAUAAAGUGAUAGUGGCAGAUGUGUCUAUUUUUCAUCCAGAAUCAUUUACAUGUAAUCACCAUGGCAGUAAUGACCCACUGUCUCUAAGACGUGUUGUUAUUUCGGCUUCAGGAAGACGAAGUGCUCUGGCGGUGCACAGAAUGCCGAUCGCGCCGCGCGGCCCUCCGCCAUCGACGCCACCCUACCAUCUGCUUCUCCGUAGGAGACCUAGCUUAACCCUCAAGUGUCCUUCUAUAAUAUAACGUCUAACUUUUUGUACGCCUCUUUUAUACCGACCUAUAAGUAUAAGUACGCAGUGUUUAAGUGUCGCGCGCAAGUGUGAGUGUAUAUGUGUGUCGAUGGUGCGGCCGACAUGGGAAAGUCCUCGGCGAGAACACAUGGCCAAGAGAAUGAACGGAGAAUCAAAGCGAACAACAGAGAAUACAACGCGCAGUUCCGCUAUGCCAGCAACUUCAUUAAGACAUCGAAGUAUUCGAUCAUAACGUUCCUGCCGCUGAAUCUGUUGGAGCAGUUCCAGCGGCUGGCGAACUUCUACUUCUUGUGCCUGUUGGUGCUGCAGCUUAUCCCGGCCAUCUCAUCGCUCACACCUAUCACUACUGCGAUACCACUGAUCGGUGUACUUGCUCUCACUGCCGUCAAGGACGCGUACGACGAUUUUCAACGUCAUCAGAACGAUUCACAAGUAAACCACAGGCGAGCGAAAACUCUGCGCAAUGGCAAGCUUGUGGAGGAGAAGUGGGCGUCUGUUCAGGUGGGAGACGUCAUCAGGCUGGAGAACGACCAGUUCGUCGCGGCGGACAUUUUGCUCCUCAGCAGCUCGGAGCCCAACGGUCUCUGUUACAUAGAGACUGCCGAGUUGGAUGGGGAGACGAAUUUGAAAUGUCGUCAGUGCCUUUUAGAGACGGCUGCAAUGGGGCAGGACGACGCACAACUGGGUGCUUUCGACGGUGAGAUCGUCUGCGAAACACCCAAUAAUCUACUUAAUAAGUUUGAAGGUACGCUGAGCUGGCGCAACCAGCAUUUCUCUCUAGACAACGACAAGAUCCUACUGCGUGGCUGUGUACUACGCAACACGCAGUGGUGUUAUGGCGUUGUCGUGUUCGCCGGGAAAGACACCAAACUCAUGCAGAACUCCGGCAAGACCAAAUUCAAGCGCACCAGCAUAGAUAGGCUACUUAAUUUUCUUAUUAUAGGGAUAGUAUUCUUCUUGCUAUCGAUGUGCGUGUUCUGCACGGUGGCUUGUGGCGUAUGGGAGUGGCUGGUGGGGCGCUACUUCCAGGCGUACCUGCCUUGGGACACGCUGGUCCCAGCCGAGCCCACCUGGGGAGCCCUCGUCAUCGCCCUGCUCGUCUUCUUCUCAUACGCCAUCGUAAUGAACACUGUCGUGCCUAUAUCGCUCUAUGUCUCUGUAGAGGUAAUAAGGUUUGCCCAGAGUUUCCUCAUAAACUGGGACGAGAAAAUGUAUUACGAAAAGACUGGUACAGCGGCAAAGGCGCGAACUACCACUUUAAAUGAGGAACUCGGCCAGAUCCAGUACAUAUUCUCAGAUAAAACGGGCACUCUCACUCAGAACAUAAUGACGUUCAACAAGUGUUCGAUAGCAGGCGUUUGCUAUGGAGACGUCGUGGACGAAACCACCGGUGAAACUAUAGACCUCGCCGAGGUACGUCAUAGCUCGGAGCCUUUGGACUUCUCGUUUAACCCUGAAUACGAGCCGGAGUUCAAGUUCUUCGACAGCACCCUCCUGGAUGCAGUGAAGAGAGGCGACAAGAAUGUCCACGACUUCUUUCGUCUGCUCGCGCUGUGUCACACGGUUAUGCCCGACCAGAAGAACGGCAGGCUUGAAUACCAGGCACAAUCGCCCGACGAGUCUGCCCUGGUUUCAGCAGCAAGAAAUUUUGGUUUCGUGUUCAGAGAACGCUCGCCUAAUAGUAUUACAAUAGAAGUAAUGGGUAAAACAGAGGUGUAUGAAUUGUUAUGUAUAUUAGAUUUUAAUAAUGUUAGGAAAAGAAUGUCCGUGAUAUUGAGGAAGGAUGGUGAAAUUAGGUUAUAUACAAAAGGUGCUGAUAAUGUAAUAUAUGACAGAUUAAAAAGUGGAAGUCAAACAGAUGUAAAGUCAAAGACACAGGAACAUUUAAAUAAAUUUGCGGGCGAAGGUCUGCGUACGCUGGCGCUGGCGUGGCGCCCGCUGGAGGAGCGCGGGUUCGCCGAGUGGAAGCGCAGGCACCACGCCGCCGCGCUCGCCCUGCACGACAGGGACGAACAGCUCGACGCCAUCUACGAGGAGAUCGAGACCGACCUACUGCUCAUGGGCGUAACAGCAAUAGAAGACAAAUUACAAGACGGUGUACCAGAAACAAUAGCGAAUCUCAGUAUGGCCGGCAUCAAGGUGUGGGUCUUAACCGGCGACAAACAAGAAACAGCGAUAAACAUCGGCUACUCGUGUCAGCUGCUGACGGACGAUAUGGCGGAGGUGUUCGUCAUAGACGGAGUCUCCUACGACGACGUAGACCGACAGCUCGCCAAGUGCCGGGACAGUAUACGAGUCGUCAACACAUUCAUGCCUCACGGUUCAUCAGAGGCGAAGUCCCCGGGCGAGGCAAACGGCGGCGCGGGCGUGUCGCGCGCGUCCCCCGGGCGCGCCAACGUGAAGCUGAACGCGCCCGCCGUGUCCGUCGUGACAUUUAGCAACGAGUACGUGUCCGGUGGCGCCCCCUACACGGCAGACUCGCACGACCACAACGACGACACGAACGGUUUCGCCAUCGUCAUCAAUGGACACUCGCUCGUACACUGCCUGCAUCCUAAACUUGAGGAGAAAUUCUUAGAUGUAGUAUUACAAUGUCGAUCAGUGAUCUGUUGUCGAGUGACGCCAUUGCAGAAAGCAAUGGUGGUAGAACUCAUUAAGAAGAGUCGGAAAGCCGUCACAUUAGCCAUCGGGGACGGCGCCAACGACGUCUCUAUGAUCAAAGCGGCCCACAUAGGCGUGGGUAUAUCGGGGCAGGAGGGCAUGCAAGCAGUGUUGGCCUCCGACUACUCCAUAGCGCAGUUCCGGUUCCUGCAGCGUCUACUGUUAGUGCACGGUCGCUGGUCCUACUACAGGAUGUGCAAGUUCCUGCGAUAUUUCUUCUACAAGAACUUCGCCUUCACCGUCUGUCAUUUCUGGUUCGCGUUCUUCUGCGGAUUUAGUGCGCAGACGGUGUUCGACGAGAUGUUCAUCUCAGUGUACAACCUGUUCUACACGUCGCUGCCAGUGCUGGCGCUGGGCGUGUUCGAGCAGGACGUGGCCGACACCACGUCGCUGCAGUUCCCCAAGCUGUACGCGCCCGGACACACCAGCCAGCUCUUCAACAAGACAGAGUUCAUCAAGUCCACGCUGCAUGGGUGCUUCACCUCGCUCGUGCUCUUCUUGAUACCUUACGGUACAUACAAAGAUGGUCUGGCGCCUAAUGGAUUGAUUCUGUCAGAUCACAUGUUACUAGGAACUGUAGUAGCAACAAUAUUAAUUAUAGACAAUACAACACAGAUAGCCUUGGAUACGACAUAUUGGACAGUGUUCAACCAUAUAACGAUAUGGGGAUCACUGGUGUCGUACUUCGUUCUAGAUUAUUUCUACAAUUACGCGAUCGGCGGCCCGUACGUCGGCUCGCUGACGGUCGCGCUGACGCAGGCCACCUUCUGGUUCACCGCCGUCCUCACCGUGAGUAUAGCUAGCGACGCGCGCUACCGGAGCGGAGCGGAGCGGGCAGUGAGAGCGCGUGUGUUGCAGAUGAUCAUCCUGAUGGUGCCGGUGGUGUCGUGGCGCCUGGCGUGCUCGUGGACGCGGCCCACGCUGGCCGAGCGGCUGCGCGCGCGCCAGCGCUGGCGGGCCGCCGCGCCCGCGCCGCGCACGCCGUCCGCGCGCCGCGCGCGCCGCUCCGUGCGCUCGGGGUACGCCUUCGCGCACCAGGAGGGCUUCGGCCGCCUCAUCACGUCGGGCAAGAUCAUGCGCCGCAUCCCGCACGCGGACGCGGCGCUGUCGGCGCUGGCGUCGCUGCCCGGCAAGUUCCACGCGCGCCCCGAGCCGCCCGCCAGCCCGGGCCCCGCGGCCCCGGGCCCCUCGCCCCCGGGCCCCGCGCGGGCCCCGACGCAGAACCUGGCGACGGUGGACUUAUGAGUGCGCCCGGCGCCGCGCGCGCCCCCCAUUGUGAUAACGUCGGUAGAGUUAAACUUCGUAUUGUCCUACUAUUGCCUAUUGAAUUAUAUUUGUUGAUCGAGAUUAUAUAUUGAUAGAUAUUUAUGGCGGCCCGCGGAGGGUCGCUCGUGCGACUCCGUUGUUUUUUACUCGUGUCGUUUCGUUCGUUGAGUUUGUCGGUCCGGGCGUCCGGUCCCGGGGAAAUGUGCAUUUAGACGAGCCGUCGAUAUCGCCGGCAGUGAAAACGCGACAUGACUUGUAUUAUUAAUAUUAUUUUCAGAACGUUAUGUUAGUGCCAAAGGAGAAUGAACAACAGUUGAACUGUCUAUAAAUGUUUAGAAUAUUUAUGUCAGAAUGUUUCUAUUCAAUCAAAAUGUUGUUGUUAUAUUUUGCCAUAAUCAAAAUUCAAAAAAUAAUAAUGUUUGUUUUGUCAACCUUGUAAUUGUUAAAAUAUCUACUCUGAUUAUGUACUUAGGACAUCUUACAUAAAAGUAUUAAUUUAUAAUAAAAUACGAUGAAUCUACGUAAUAUAUGUAAAUCAAAAAGAUUGUAAAAUAAAAACAUGUAGCGUUUUAACUGCAUGUGAAUAUUAUGAUCAACAUUUGCUUUGGAAUCAGUUUUUUAAUAAAAAAAUAAUAAUUCUUAAAA